Molecule: messenger RNA, 320 nt
Organism: Cetraspora pellucida
Lineage: Eukaryota; Fungi; Glomeromycota; Glomeromycetes; Diversisporales; Gigasporaceae
Source: the annotation of a GenBank genome assembly
AUGCCUAAAUUUUCAAAGAAACGUCGCCAAAUGAUACAACUAACGGCUAAUCGUGAAAAAAAUAAAAAAAAUAAAGUUGAAAAUCCUUUACAAUGUCUUAACGAUGUUGAUAAUGUUUCUGAAGAAAAAUUGAUCGAACUUAUCCAAGAUUUAGGUGAUGACGAAAAAGAAGAUGCAAUAAAAUUACUAGAAAAUAUGAGGUACCCGCAAGGAAAAAAAGAGGGAAAAAUCAUAUCCCAAUAUUUGCAACAGCAAUUAGUUAAAAUAAUCUCUGACUCCUUUUAUCGGCAUCAAAUGAGUUAUUCUGUCUUAAAAGAAGA